Molecule: messenger RNA, 1976 nt
Organism: Scophthalmus maximus (turbot)
Lineage: Eukaryota; Metazoa; Chordata; Actinopteri; Pleuronectiformes; Scophthalmidae
Product: V-type proton ATPase subunit C 1-A
Exons: 13
Coding region: 219-1370 (383 amino acids)
Biological process (GO): proton transmembrane transport
Cellular component (GO): vacuolar proton-transporting V-type ATPase, V1 domain; lysosomal membrane
Molecular function (GO): proton-transporting ATPase activity, rotational mechanism
Source: RefSeq, a predicted model, not a curated record
GAGAGGCCUUCCGGUUCCCUCUGACGGAUCAGCUGACUCUGACGCUGCCGUCAGGAGACCUCGCCAUCAACAACUGUAUGUGUUGAAUGGCAACUAUGAAAAUCGUCGAGCCAUAGAAACACCGCACACGGCUUCACUCUCCACCGGGCGACGGCCACGUUCUGAAGAACACACCGGUUUUUUCCCCCUCUCCUAGCUGUGGCCAGGUCGCUGUAAUCAUGUCAGAGUUUUGGCUGAUCUCUGCACCGGGAGAGAAGACCUGCCAGCAGACAUGGGACACGAUGAUGGCAGCCACCACACGCAACAACAACCUCUCCACCAACCACAAGUUCAACAUCCCAGACCUCAAGGUUGGAACUCUCGAUGUCUUGGUCGGACUGUCGGAUGAACUGGCCAAAUUGGACUCAUUUGUUGAAGGUGUGGUGAAGAAGGUUGCUCAGUACAUGGCCGACGUGCUGGAGGACAGUCGAGACAAAGUGCAGGAGAACCUGCUGGCAAACGGAGUUGACCUUGUCACCUACAUCACAAGAUUUCAGUGGGACAUGGCAAAAUAUCCCAUCAAACAGUCACUUAAAAACAUCUCUGAAAUCAUCUCAAAGCAAGUAAGCCAGAUCGACAAUGACCUGAAGUCAAGAGCAUCCGCUUACAACAAUCUGAAGGGAAACCUGCAGAACUUAGAGAGGAAGAAUGCGGGGAGCCUGCUGACCAGGAGCCUGGCCGACAUUGUCAAGAAGGAAGACUUUGUGCUCGACUCGGAGUACCUCAUCACUCAGCUGGUAGUUGUUCCAAAGGUAGCAUACACUGACUGGCAGAAAACCUACGAAACACUCGCUGAGAUGGUGGUGCCUCGGUCCUCAAAUUUGCUGUUUGAAGACAAUGACAGCGGCCUGUUUGGCGUCACUCUGUUUAGGAAAGCGAUCGAUGACUUCAAACACAAAGCAAGGGAGAACAAGUUCACAGUCCGAGACUUUCAGUACAAUGAAGAGGAGAUGAAGGCAGACAAAGAGGAGAUGACACGGCUCUCCACAGAUAAGAAGAAGCAGUUUGGGCCACUUGUCCGAUGGCUGAAAGUGAACUUCAGUGAAGCCUUCAUCGCGUGGAUCCACAUUAAAGCGCUCCGGGUCUUUGUGGAAUCCGUUUUGAGAUACGGGCUGCCGGUAAACUUCCAGGCCAUGCUGCUGCAGCCGAGCAAGAAGACCAUGAAGAAGCUGAGGGAGGUGCUCAACGAUCUGUACAAGCAUCUGGACAGCAGCGCCGCAGCCAUCAUUGAUUGUGCGAUGGACAUCCCGGGCUUGAACCUGAGCCAGCAGGAGUAUUAUCCUUACGUCUACUACAAGAUCGACUGCAACCUGUUGGAAUUCAAAGUUUAACACCUUCCCCCUUUUCCUGGUACGGUGCGCCCCCCCCCCGUCCCAAGCUGUCUCUCUCCUCACUGUCGCCUCCCCCUGUCAGCUGCUUGAAUGAUAACGCCGCAUGUUCAUUCCCUCGUGAUGAAAAAGCCUCAUCGACGAGAUCUCGCCACUUUUACAACAAAGGGACAAAAAAAAGAGAGACUUUUAUGUUUUUUGUUUACUGCAUACUUUUACUCCACGAGCAACACAAAUACAUUGGGGUUUUUUUAGAUGUGAAAAUCGAUCAAGAAAUCAUCUUCGUUGUUGUAUAUUUACUGUCAUUCCACAUUCCGCUUUGGUGCGUGUUGACCGCUACAUCUUCUGUAUCCGUGUUCAGAGAUUUUUGUGUUUACAUACGGGCAGUGUUGUCAUUGUACCCACGGCAACCAGAUCUGUGUGUUUCCGAGAUUGCGAAAUUAUUCCUGUGAAACAAAGAUGUUAUACGAGUGUGUGUGUGUGUGUGUGUGCGCGUUGUUGUUGUUGUUGUUUCAUGUUGUGUAUAUUUUCUGUCCAAAAAAUCUAUAUCGGAGUAUUGUGUUUAAAGACAUUGAUUGAAUAAAUGAUUGAUGGAUAAAUCAAAUCAAA